This is a messenger RNA of Plectropomus leopardus (leopard coralgrouper), 659 nucleotides long. The record is from RefSeq and is a predicted model, not a curated record. NCBI's taxonomy places the organism in Eukaryota, Metazoa, Chordata, Actinopteri, Perciformes, Serranidae.
CCCUGCUUUGCUUCUGAAGCAGCACUCCUGUCUGCUUCUCCAGACUGGGGGUCUAUUGGUAAAACACAUACUAUGGAUAAGUACCUCAUACAACCUGACUUUAAAAAAAUCCAAACUUUCCCUUAAGAUUUGCAAAAAUGUCUUUAAAUAUUAUGCAGAAUGCAAAGGUAUGAGAUAAAAUACUGUCAUUGUUGUAUUGUUGUUUAAAACUCACCUCCAUGAAAACCUAUCCUUGUCUUUCAGCAUCUUACUUGAUGAAGCUGGACAUAUAAAGUUAACAGACUUUGGCUUGAGUAAAGAGUCAGUAGAUGCUGAUAAGAAGGCUUAUUCCUUCUGUGGUACGGUGGAGUAUAUGGCCCCUGAGGUGGUCAACCGGAGAGGACACACGCAAAGUGCGGACUGGUGGUCUCUGGGAGUACUUAUGUUUGAAAUGCUAACGGGGACAUUGCCGUUCCAAGGGAAAGACCGCAAUGAGACCAUGAACAUGAUUCUCAAAGCUAAGUUGGGAAUGCCUCAGUUCCUAAGUUUGGAAGCCCAGAGUUUGCUGAGAAUGCUGUUUAAACGUAACCCCGCUAACAGACUAGGGGCCGGGCCCGACGGAGUGGAGGAGAUCAAACGCCACGCUUUCUUUUCCACCAUCGACUGGAAUGUGAGCGCAC